Erythranthe guttata (spotted monkey flower) is the source of this 2499-nucleotide messenger RNA. It is a transcript of the gene LACS9, whose product is annotated as long chain acyl-CoA synthetase 9. Gene Ontology annotation, molecular function: long-chain fatty acid-CoA ligase activity. Gene Ontology annotation, cellular component: membrane; endoplasmic reticulum. The record is from RefSeq and is a predicted model, not a curated record. NCBI's taxonomy places the organism in Eukaryota, Viridiplantae, Streptophyta, Magnoliopsida, Lamiales, Phrymaceae.
CACAGCUGAAACUACAAAACCCCACACACACACUCAUAGGUUUUUCCGCCCACCAAAUACAAAAUCCGCCUCUCUUCUGCAGAUUUCUCACCCCCUUUUUAACUCCUCCGAUUGUUAAUCGAACCUUCCACAUUAAUUUCAUGUAAUGCGGACCAAUUGAUUUGCUUUCUGGAACCUAAAGUUUUGUAGUCAACCGUUAAUUACAGUUUGAAAGAUGGGUCCUUAUUUGGUUGGUGUCAUCAUUCCAAUUGUCUUCACGCUUCUAGUUCGUAACACGAAAAAGGCGAAAAAAAGAGGUGUGCUGGCUGAUGUUGGAGGAGAACCUGGUUAUGCGAUAAGAAACUACAGGUUCACUUCACCUGUGGAAUCAGCCUGGGUAGGGGUCACAACUCUUGCUGAGCUUUUUGAGCAGUCAUGCAAAAUACAUUCCAACAUGAAUUUAUUGGGGACUCGAAAGUUAAUUGCCAGAGAAAUGGAAGUAUCUGAUGGACGGUCCUUUGAGAAGCUUCAUUUGGGCGAUUAUGAGUGGUUGAGUUACGGACAAGUGUUUGAAGCGGUGUGCAACUUUUCCUCAGGUUUAGUGCAACUUGGACAUCAAAAGGGAGAACGUGCAGCAAUCUUUGCUGAUACCCGUGAAGAAUGGUUCAUUGCUUUGCAGGGUUGCUUCAGGCGCAAUGUGACUGUCGUGACCAUUUAUGCAUCCCUAGGUGAAGAGGCCCUGUGUCACUCAUUUAACGAGACAGAGGUCACAACUGUGAUUUGUGGAUAUAAGGAACUGAAGAAACUAGCAAACAUAAGUGGGCAGCUUGACAGUGUCAAGCGUAUAAUAUGCAUGGAUGAUGAAUUCCAGUCAGAUGAUUCACUGGUUUCUGGAAGCACCAACUGGACUAUCACUUCCUUCUCGGACUUAGACAAACUGGGCCGAGAAAACCCUGUUGACCCAGAUUUACCACUUUCGACUGAUGUUGCUGUGAUAAUGUAUACCAGUGGUAGUACUGGAAUGCCCAAGGGUGUGAUGAUGACACAUGGCAAUGUUUUGGCUACAGCAUCUGCUGUGUUGACAAUUGUUCCUGGACUAGGAAACCGCGAUGUUUAUUUAGCAUACUUGCCACUGGCUCACAUUCUUGAACUAGCAGCUGAGAAUGUCAUGGCAGCUACCGGAAUUUCUAUUGGAUAUGGAUCUGCGUUGACUCUUACAGAUACUUCAAAUAAGAUAAAGAGGGGAACAAAAGGGGACGCUACAGUAUUACAGCCGACAUUGAUGGCAGCUGUCCCUGCUAUUCUUGAUCGUGUUCGGGAUGGUGUGCGCAAAAAGAUAGAUGGUACUGGGGGGCUCCCAAAGAAACUAUUUGAUUUGGCAUAUGCUCGUCGAAUGUCUGCAAUAAAUGGCAGUUGGUUCGGGGCAUGGGGAAUAGAGAGAAUUUUAUGGAACCUUCUGGUAUUUAGAAAAGUCCGAGCAAUUUUGGGUGGUCGUAUUCGCUUCAUACUAUCAGGAGGCGCUCCUCUUUCUAGUGACACUCAAAGAUUUAUUAAUAUAUGUCUUGGUGCUCCCAUUGGGCAAGGGUAUGGUCUUACCGAGACGUGUGCUGGUGGGACUUUUAGUGAAUAUGAUGAUACAUCUGUUGGUCGUGUUGGUGCCCCACUGCCUUGCUCAGUCAUCAAGUUGAUUGACUGGCCUGAAGGCGGAUAUUUAAUUAGCGAUUCUCCAAAGCCACGUGGAGAAAUCCUUAUUGGUGGACCGAACGUCACCCUUGGAUAUUUCAAAAACGAGGAGAAAACAACGGAAGUUUACAAGGUCGACGAGAAAGGAAUGAGAUGGUUCUACUCUGGCGACAUAGGGCAAUUCCACGAUGACGGUUGCCUUGAAAUAAUCGACCGUAAAAAGGACAUAGUUAAACUCCAGCAUGGAGAAUACGUGUCACUCGGAAAGGUGGAGGCUGCUCUAAGCGUUAGCCCGUAUAUAGACAAUAUAAUGAUGUAUGCCGAUUCUUUCCAUAGUUACUGUGUGGCAUUAGUGGUGGCUUCACAGUCCUCUUUGGAAGCCUGGGCUUCAAAGCAAGGAAUCACAUAUUCCGAUUUCUCGGAAUUGUGCGAAAAGGAAGAGACUCUUAAGGAAGUCUCCACUUCAUUGAUCAAGGCAGGAAAGGCUGCAAGAUUGGAGAAGUUUGAGAUACCGACGAAAAUCAAAGUGAUUUCGGAAGCAUGGACACCCGAAUCAGGGCUUGUAACUGCAGCUCUGAAACUGAAGAGAGAGGUCAUUAGGAAAACCUUCUCAGAUGAUCUUGUGAAGCUCUAUUCUUCUUGAUAAUAUUUACCCCCCACCAUCUUUUUUUGCUGAAGUGUGCAGAUAUUGUACUGUAAUCUCGGGAACAACUUUUUUUUUUGCUGCAUUUUCUCGCCAUUUUCUCGUCAUUUUCUCCUUUACUUAUACCAACUACACUGUUAUUGCUUUUUUGUUCUUUCAUUUGAGGAAUUUAAUACUUGAGGUUGAGGGAAGAG